This is a messenger RNA of Rhagoletis zephyria (snowberry fruit fly), 2129 nucleotides long. Its product is annotated as protein phosphatase 1 regulatory subunit 14B-like. Gene Ontology annotation, cellular component: cytoplasm. NCBI's taxonomy places the organism in Eukaryota, Metazoa, Arthropoda, Insecta, Diptera, Tephritidae. The record is from RefSeq and is a predicted model, not a curated record. Gene Ontology annotation, molecular function: protein serine/threonine phosphatase inhibitor activity. Gene Ontology annotation, biological process: regulation of phosphorylation.
AUCGCCAGUUAAUUGAGGGCUGAAGAAAAAAAUAACGGCUUUACGAUAGCCAACUAUCAAUCAACCGCCCACACUAAUUAAUUUGACAUAUAAGUCUGAACAGAAUUGAAGUCCAAGCAAUCAAGAGCAACAGCUGCCACGGAAACGGCACAGCACAUCAGGCUUUACUCUCAAAAAUAGUAGGAGGCAACAACUAAACGUACAACACACAUACCCACACAUACCCACACAAAAUGCAGUGCGGCCUAGAGCAAAUGAACGACUGCGAACGCUCGCCGAACCGGACCAAUCUCCGCGUCAACUUCAACGAGAAGGGUGCUGAGGUGAAGGAGCGACGCGAAAAGUUCCUCACCGCCAAAUAUGGUUCACAUCAGAUGAGCCUGAUACGUAAACGCUUAGCGGUUGAGAUGUGGCUGUAUGAUGAACUGCAGAAACUCUUUGAUCCACCGAGUGAGGCUAUCGAUGUGGAUAUAGAUGAAAUAUUAGAUAUGGACACCGACGACAUAAGGAGAUCCCAUUUGAUUCGGCUCCUUUCGGUCUGCAAACGCCCACAGUCGGACAUAUCGAAAUUCAUAAGUGAUUUACUUGAUCGUGCAAAGACGCUGUAAAUUAGCUGCGCUGGCGCGUUUGUUACUUUAGUUUUUUAUGUGUAAUUCCACGCAAAAAACGAAUAUAUAAAUUAUAAAUUUAGUUAAAACAAAAAAAAAACUAAAACAUAAUUCAGUUGAUAUUAGCGUUUAGCUCUCUACAAGUAUAUAAUAUUUUUUAAAUUUAUUGAUCUUAUUUGAUUUUAUUUUCUUUAUCAGAAAAUCAAUUUAGUUAAUUUACUUUAAUUGUAUUUAACCUUAUUUAUUACUAAGCACAAAUGAUAAUUUAAAUUAAAAAAACUUUUGUAUCAAGUUGCAUAAUAUAAAUAACACAUUAGAUUUUAAUCGGUUACAUAGUAAACACGAAACAAAGUGAAAAUAAAAACAAAAGUGUAGUAUAACCAAAAAAUAUUCAUACAAGCUAAGUCUAAUACUAGAUUACAGAAAUUAUAGUCGCAUUAAAAUUAAGGCAAAGUAAAAGCAAGACAACACAGAACAAGAAGAAAUCUCAAACCAAAAGAAAUUCGCGAAAAAUAAAAUAAAAAUAAAGAAUCAAAUAAAUAACUUUAAUUUGUAUGUGAGGCAAAGCUGACGUUGCCAGAAGAUUAUUGUAUAUGACUGUAUUUAUACAGUAUGGUGGUAGAAAUAGGCUCUGAAGUAAAACAAAAACAAAAAAAAUCUUAAUUGUGUUCAUCAAAAAAGUCAUCUCACAAACUUCAUACAUAUUUAUAUAUUUAAUGCUUAAAAUACACUUGUAUGUACGCAAUUUAUUUGCAAGAUUAAAAUAACAGACUAGAUUACAAGCACUCAGCUUUGAGAAAUAAGAAAUUUACUUACAUUUUUGGUUACUUUUUUAAGCGUGAAAUUUUUUAAGUCAAACCCUAACACUUUAAUGACAAAGAAAGAGGCCCAGUAAAAAUAGCGUUAUUUUCCCGAUGAGCAUACUACCAAUUUACCAAAAGUGUGCUUUUAAUAAAAAAAAAAAAAUAAUAAUAAAUCAGUUUUUGAACCACAGCACAAAUCUUUGGAGACAAAUUGUCCAGCUUUGAUGAAAUCAUUUCGUAGAAUUAUCAGACAAUUACUUUGGAAAACGCUUUUUUAUGUUAUUGCUAAGCAAGUUUGUGUAAUCUAUUAUAAUGUAGUAUAUUGAUUUGAAUUACAAAAUAAUUAGUCAUUGUAAAUCAUUUGAAUGUCUGUAUGGGUGAACGCGAUUUUGUAAAUUAGAGUUGAUCACCGAAUUAAAAGAGAAAGCUCAGGUUCACUGCCAAAUGAAGUAUUUAUGUGUGUAUAACACGAUGCAUGUAUGUAUGUAUAUGUAUGUAUAAAGGGUAUACAAGUACAUAUAAAAACGAUUAUGUACGCGUGUGAAGUAAAUAACUUUAACUUUAAAUUGAAGCCAAAACUUAUACUUGCUACGAGUACAGNUGUUUUUUUUUUUUUUUUUAAUACAAACAUAGGUUCGAGGUCUGAAAUAAUUUAUGGUGCUACCAAGCAUCUAAAGCGCUAUUCAGAGUUUUGUGAAAUUAAUUUCUUUUUUUGUUC